This is a messenger RNA of Arabidopsis lyrata subsp. lyrata, 411 nucleotides long. Its product is annotated as J domain-containing protein required for chloroplast accumulation response 1. The coding region runs from base 1 to 411 and encodes 136 amino acids. Lineage: Eukaryota; Viridiplantae; Streptophyta; Magnoliopsida; Brassicales; Brassicaceae. The record is from RefSeq and is a predicted model, not a curated record. The transcript is spliced from 5 exons.
AUGGGACACACAGAGGAGCCGUCACAAGAGAGUGAUUCACAACAAUCGAAAGUGAAUGAUAAGGAAGAAGAAGCUCGGCUAAAGAAGGAACAUUCAGAUCGAAAACUAAGUGAAAUAGAACAGAAGGAAAUUGAUAAUAGGGUCAUACUCUGGGCUAAAAACAAGAACUUCAUUUUUAUGAUGUCAUCACUUCACCAGAUUAUUUGGUCCAAUAGUUCAUGGGAGACUGUUCAUCACUUCGAUUUGCUAAACAAUGACAAUGAGAUAGAUUUAGCAAAACGUAAAGCACUGCUUACUUUACAUCCAGACAAACAACAUGGAGCUAGCACCGAACAGAAGUAUCUGGCAACAAGACUUUUCAGCGUAAUAAAGCAAGAAUGGGAUACCUACAUCAAGAAAAAGAAAGUGUGA